Arvicola amphibius (Eurasian water vole) is the source of this 2337-nucleotide messenger RNA. It is a transcript of the gene Osgepl1, whose product is annotated as O-sialoglycoprotein endopeptidase like 1. NCBI's taxonomy places the organism in Eukaryota, Metazoa, Chordata, Mammalia, Rodentia, Cricetidae. Gene Ontology annotation, biological process: tRNA threonylcarbamoyladenosine modification. The transcript has 9 exons. The coding region runs from base 186 to 1553 and encodes 455 amino acids. The record is from RefSeq and is a predicted model, not a curated record. Gene Ontology annotation, cellular component: mitochondrion.
GCCGCAGUUUCCGACAGGCGGAUGGUGCUGCCCUAACCUGGCCUCUCAGACUUUUAAAAGUAGGUCUAGGCGGAGCUCCUCUCCAGCUCCCCGCCGACAGGGACCCAAACUGAGGAAAUCCAAUUCGUCUGCGGAGGCCGUGGGAGUCGUGGGCUCCCGACUCGGAUCUGCGGGUAGUUCGCUGCAUGCCGGUCCCUGCAGGAGUUAUCUGUAGAGUAGUAAGUAUGCUAAUAGUCAGGAAGACAGCAGGAGUUUUUGCCAAACCACCAAAGAGGAACGUUUAUGGGUUUUUGAGAAGUCUUCGUGUUUGUCCUGGAGUUCUUUCUCCUCCUAAGCUGGUCCUGGGGAUCGAAACCAGCUGUGACGACACAGCCGCUGCCGUGGUGGACGACACGGGACGCGUGUGGGGAGAAGCCAUCCAUUCCCAGACCGAAGUGCAUUUGAAAACAGGUGGAAUUGUUCCUCCAGUAGCUCAACAGCUUCACAGAGAAAAUAUUGAGCGAGUAGUAGAAGAAGCCCUUUCUGCCAGCAGAGUCUCGGCACGUGACCUCUCAGCGAUCGCAACCACCGUCAAACCGGGACUGGCUCUAAGCUUGGGCGUAGGCUUAUCGUUCAGCCUACAGCUAGUAAACCAGUUUAAAAAGCCCUUCAUUCCUAUUCACCAUAUGGAGGCUCAUGCACUUACCAUCAGACUGAUCAACAACGUAGAAUUUCCUUUUCUAGUUCUUUUGAUUUCUGGAGGUCACUGCCUGCUGGCCUUAGUCCGCGGUGUUUCAGACUUCCUGCUUCUUGGACAGUCUUUGGACAUAGCGCCAGGUGACAUGCUCGACAAGAUAGGAUUCCUCUCUGUAACCCAUACUGGAGUCAAAACUCAUGGUGAUCCUCCUGCUUUAGCCUUGCAUGUGCCGGGAUUACAGGUGGCAAGAAGACUUUCUUUAAUCAAUCAUCCAGAAUAUUCUACGAUGAGUGGUGGGAAGGCUAUAGAACGUUUGGCCAAAGAAGGAAAUAGAUUCCAUUUUACCCUCAAUCCUCCCAUGCAGACUGCUAAGAACUGCAAUUUUUCUUUUACGGGACUUCAGCAUGUUAUCGAUAAACUAAUCGAACGGAAGGAGAAGGAAGAAGGCAUUGAGAAGGGGCAAAUCCUGUCUUCCGCCGCAGACAUUGCCGCUGCGGUGCAGCACGUGACCGCAUGCCACCUUGCCACGAGGACGCAUCGUGCUAUUCUGUUUUGCAAGCAGAGAGAGCUGUUACCGCCGGCGAACGCAGUAUUAGUUGUGUCUGGAGGUGUUGCAAGUAACCUGUAUAUCCGAAGAGCGCUGGAAAUUGUCGCAAAGGCAACACAAUGCACUUUGCUGUGCCCUCCUCCAAGACUGUGCACUGAUAAUGGCAUUAUGAUUGCGUGGAAUGGGAUUGAAAGAUUACGUGCCGGCCUGGGCAUUUUACAUGAGGUAGAAGACUUCCGGUAUGAACCAAAAUGUCCUCUUGGAGUAGACAUAUCCAAAGAAGUCGCAGAAGCUGCCAUAAAAGUCCCACAAUUAAAAAUGACAAUUUGAUUUGUGAUUUUUUUUAAAGGUCUUUACAGAUCUGGGUGAUGGAAAUCGAAUUAGCAGUUGCUGUCUACAAUUGGUGCCCAACAUGGGGCACGAACCCACGAUCCUGGGUAGGGAAAUGAGCGAGUAGUCUCUCUUUACAGAAGUGUACAUGAACUCACGUUCCCUAACCAACAAACUGUCUCCAACUGAUCAUCCACUUGCAAAGGAAAGGUGAUUUUUUCUACGGUGGAGUCUAACUGGCUCUAUUAACCACACUUGGGGAUAGGCUCUAUGCCCGGCAGUAGAUGGCCAACACAGAGUGAACUCAAUGGCAUUUUUGUAGACUUUUUGUCUCACAUUGCUUUGUUUGGGCAUUUUUGUUUGUUUUACUGGUCUUUUGCCUUUAUAAUGUGGUUCCAAUUUCGUGUUUGUAUGGGGUCUGUGGGUGUGUGUCUUUUAUGUUUUUUUUUAAAAUUCUAGUUUAUUGGGAGUGUUUGUCAUUUGCCUGUUUGUUCUCUAAAGAGAAAAAGAAAGAGUGUGGAGGUGACUGGGCAGGGAAGAUCUGAGAGGAGUGUGGAGAAGAGAAACCACUAUUUUAUUAAAAUUUAUUUCAACAAAAUAUAUUUUUUUAGAGUUGGCAGUGAUUCUUCAGGAGAAAUACUGUUGUCAUGAUAAUCUGGUUAUGCUAGUUUCUCAGAAAGUAUUUGUGAUUGUACACAAAAUAUCUUGAGCCCACCUGAAGCUACCUCAAGGCUUGGUUGUUCAUGAUCAGAGGCUUAAUAAUAACUAAAAGAGUUACCCUUAA